Gloeophyllum trabeum ATCC 11539 is the source of this 1626-nucleotide messenger RNA. RefSeq lists its product as uncharacterized. Bases 105 to 1526 code for a protein of 473 amino acids. The record is from RefSeq and is a predicted model, not a curated record. The transcript has 11 exons. Lineage: Eukaryota; Fungi; Basidiomycota; Agaricomycetes; Gloeophyllales; Gloeophyllaceae.
ACGGCACCUUCCUCCUCCUCCAUAUUAUUCCUGGGCGGCCCAGCGCCGGGCGUCGUCCCCUGCUCUCUGUAGACCUAAUCUUGUAACACGGUAUACCGACUGUAAUGUUUGCGAAGACACUGUCGAUUAUUCUGGCCCUGGCGUUGCCGGCCAUUGCGCACGAACACCAUCAUGAACUGAGCGAGGAACAGAUGAAUGCGCCGGUGGACUCGAUUUUGUGGAUACAUAUGGCGCUGCAGGCGUUCGUUUGGGGGAUUCUGUUUCCCACUGGGAUGGUCUUGGGACUGACUAGGAGUCGCUGGCAUGUACCGUUGCAGAGUGCCGGAUUCGCCCUCACAUUCGCCGGGAUUGUUCUCGGACACUCGCAUAAAGGGCGACAAUUCUACGCCUCCGUACACGGAACCUUCGCCACCAUCCUCUUCAUCCCCAUCCUCACCCAAUUGGUGCUCGGCAUCUACCUUAAACUGCACAUCCACGAACAGUCUAUUCGACCGUAUGCAGUGAAACUGCACGGAGUAGUUGGGAAGGCAUACCCCGUCCUCGGAUGGACCCAGAUGCUGUUUGGUGCGAUUGCAUUCCGCGGAUAUUGUCGCGGUGGGCAUCUGGGCCAGUGCUUGGCUCACUACAUUAUGGGAAGUGGGUUUAUCGCGUACGGUGUCAUCAUGGCUAUCUUGUUAAUAGUGGGAGAGAACUGGGUGCGUCGGGUUGGUCGCAGUCCGGAGUGGUGGGACUCGUGGGUCAUCAUGCUCUGGGGAAUCGUCAAUACCUUCACGGAGCAUCAUGGUGGUUCCUGGUCCGUCAAGGAUAUGCAACAUACGAUCAUGGGUGUUCUGUGGUGGGCUGGCGGCGCACUUGGCAUCUUCCUUUCUCGCAAUAAUAAUCGCAGCGUUGUUCCUGCUCUAAUCAUCAUCCUGACUGGGUGGGCGAUGUCGGAGCACGCCCAAGCUCUCAUGAUUUCCACUAAAGUUCAUGCAACUUUCGGCCAUACGCUCAUGCUGGCCGGUGUGACUCGCAUCGUCGAGAUAUGCUUCAUCCCGUCGAAGAUCUCCAACCCUGCGGCCGAUGCGGAUGGGGAUGCACACAGCGAGCAUACCUUGGCAGGUGACGAGGGAAGGGAGAGAGACUACACUGGAGGGUUCUUUGAAAGAGGUCAAGGGCCCGCGAAAGCCGGAAAGGCGUUUAGGCAUUUCCCUCCUUUCUUACUCGUUGCAGCUGGGUUACUAUUCAUGUCUGCGACCGAUGAGGAACUCGAAUACGUGCACGACAACGGGAUGGAUCACGUUACCUACAUCCUCAUUAUGUUCAGCCUUGCAUUCAUCCUGUACACACUCAUACUGUCCCUCAUCCACCUAUAUUCAGCAAGCGGGCGAAACGCUCCUGACUCAUCGAAUUCCGCAAAGAGCAUUGAGAACAUCGAGAUGCUGCCCCAUGGGGGCGCGCCGCGGUGGUACGCCCCUGUGCCCAACACUGCGAGCGGGGAGGAGACGCCAAUCACGGCGCAUAUUAUUGGGGACGAUGAGGAUUGAUCUAGAGGCUGUUGGUUGUUGUAUUUCUCGCCUAUGUGUGAGAUCGGAUGUGUCUACCAUUAUACAUAGUAUAUAUCGUGAAGACUGGUAAUGCUGUGGC